GUUUUAUAUCAUUAAAAUUAUUUAAAGGUUCAAGUAGCAAAUUCAAUGUCAAUACAAAAACAUUCUUCCUUAAUGGAUAAUAAUAAACCAGAAAAUGACAUCGUGGAAUUUAUGAGUCCUAAAGUAUAUUUACCUGACGAGGCGACGUUACCACAACUAUCAAUAAUGAAAAAUUCUAAAGACGAUGCUACAUACAUAUUAUCCAAAUUAAGCGACGAAGAAUUGUUAAGACUAUUGAACGUUGAUCCAAGUAAGAAUAUUUAUGAUCUAAAUGAUAUUGUACAUAUAGCACUUGAAGGUAAAACUCUUCAAAAUGAAAAAAUAUCUUUUCCGAGUCAAGAUAGAGAAAAUAUGGGUAAAUUGACAAAUGUUGGUAACAAGAAACGCCUACCAGAAAUAAGCAAUAGUCAAACGGCUUUUUAUAAAUUAAAUCAUAAAGAAAUAGUUUCUCAAAGUCAAAAGAAUAAUGCAAAUUUUUUGGCUCUAAAAAAACUUCAUAGUUUGAUACUCAAUCGACCUCGAUUAUUAUUUGAAGAAGAAAGGCUAGCCGAAGGAAAAAAGGAAUUAAUCUUUGAUUUUUUGGUUGCUCAACUAAAAACUUUGUGUUGUAAAGGUACAAUUAAAAAAGAAAACCCGCAAAUUAACUAUUCAAACAAAUCACAAUCAGUCUCAACCGAUAGAAACAAUGAACUUAUGUUUUUAAUUUUGAAUGAAGAAAUCAAAAGUAAUGAUAAGGACGAUCUAGUACUGGUAGACCCUAACACCCUAGAAAGAAAUAGUAGUGUCUUGAUUUUAGGACCUAUUACAACUCCAUUAUCCGAUAGACAACUAAAAUUAGUCAUGAAUCGUGUUUCAAACGAAUUAUCAAAACCUGAAUAUGCAACACUACUUCAACAGCUUUCUAAUGGUACACUUAACGAUAACAGUGUUAUGAAAAACGUAAUGUAUGCCCCUGAAACACGAAGAUACAUAAAAGCUCAUAGAUGUAAUCAUCAAUCAAAAUUAGCAAAAAUUUAUGGUGGACCAAAAUGGUUGAUUUGUACUGGUUACUUAAAUAUAAACACACCGAGCUUAUAUGAUUAA
Melitaea cinxia (Glanville fritillary) is the source of this 1083-nucleotide messenger RNA. RefSeq lists its product as uncharacterized. The record is from RefSeq and is a predicted model, not a curated record. The transcript is spliced from 3 exons. NCBI's taxonomy places the organism in Eukaryota, Metazoa, Arthropoda, Insecta, Lepidoptera, Nymphalidae. Bases 46 to 1083 code for a protein of 345 amino acids.